Messenger RNA from Lepus europaeus (European hare), 1546 nucleotides. Its product is annotated as olfactory receptor 13C7-like. The transcript is spliced from 2 exons. Bases 419 to 1546 code for a protein of 375 amino acids. The record is from RefSeq and is a predicted model, not a curated record. Gene Ontology annotation, biological process: G protein-coupled receptor signaling pathway. Gene Ontology annotation, cellular component: membrane. Lineage: Eukaryota; Metazoa; Chordata; Mammalia; Lagomorpha; Leporidae. Gene Ontology annotation, molecular function: G protein-coupled receptor activity; olfactory receptor activity.
GGAAGGCAAGGCCCCAACCAUUGGAGCCAUCGUCUGCUGCUUCCCAGGGUGUGCAUAAGCUGGAAGCUGGAGUCAGGAGCAGAGGCAGGACGUGAACCCAGGGACUCCGACAUGCAGUGUAGGUGUCCCAGCUGGCCACUCAACGCUGGCCCAGCGCCUACCCAGAAGUCAGCACUUCUCGUCCGCACGUGGGAAGCUAUUAGGCCACCAGCUCCAGGCCUUCUUGGGCUUCCUGCGGCAGGCUGGAUGAUAUGUGGAGUUCCAGCUCACUCUGACAGUAAAAUUACCAUGAUGGACAGUGCAGACUUGGCGUUCUGGGAGGUUGAGUCAAUGGCAUCUGAACAUGUCUGCAAAACUCUCCACGUGGCAAGGGACGGCUUCUCUCCCUGGAAUUGAGGGAUGAAAGAAGGAGUCUGACAUGGGAGCAGCCAACCAGUCUAUGGUGACAGAGUUUGUCCUGCUGGGCCUCUCAGCCCACCCAACGCUGGAGAAGACGUUCUUCGUGCUCAUCCUGCUGAUGUACCUGGGGAUCCUGCUGGGCAACGGGGUCCUCCUCCUGGUGACCGCCCUGGACGCCCACCUGCACACGCCCAUGCACUUCUUCCUGGGCCACCUCUCCCUCCUGGACGGGUGCUACACCACCUCCUCGGUCCCCCUCAUUCUCGACAGCUUCCUGACCCCCAGGAAGACCAUCUCCUUCUCAGGCUGUGCCGUCCAGAUGUUCCUCUCCUUUGCCAUGGGAGCCACAGAGUGUGUGCUCCUGGGCAUGAUGGCAUUUGAUCGCUACGUGGCCAUCUGCCGCCCCCUUAGGUACCCCGUGGUCAUGAGCGAGGCUGCCUAUGUGCCUAUGGCUGCCGACUCCUGGGUGGCUGGUGGAGCCAACUCCUUGGUCCAGGUCUCUCUUGCAGUACAAUUACCCUUCUGUGGGGACAACAUCAUCAACCACGUCACCUGUGAGAUCCUGGCUGUGCUGAAGUUGGCCUGUGCUGACAUCUCCAUCAAUGUUAUCAGCAUGGUUGUAGCCAACGUGAUCUUUCUGGGGGUCCCUGUCCUGUUCAUCUUUGUCUCCUAUAUCUUCAUCCUCACCACCAUCCUGAGGAUCCCAUCAGCUAAGGGCAGGAAAAAGGCCUUUUCCACCUGCUCUGCCCACCUAACAGUCGUGGUGGUCUUCUACGGGGCCAUCCUCUUCAUGGAUGGGAAGCCCAAGUCCAAGGACCCCCUGGGGGCAGACAAGCAGGACCUUGCAGACAAACUCAUCUCGCUCUUCUACGGACUUUUGACCCCCAUGCUGAACCCCAUCAUCUACAGCCUCAGGAACAAGGACGUGAAGGCCGCAGCGAGGAGCCUGGUGGCUCAGAAAUGCUGCCCCUUUGAUGGUGGUUCUCACUUGAUAAUCACAAAGCUAAGUGAGGGCAAAUUGAGUUUAGAGCUAAGCUCUUCGCCGUGUGGUCUGGGGACCAAAAGUAUCGGCAUCACCUGGGAGCUCACUCAGCAUACAGAAUCUUGGGUUCCAUUGCAGAUCUACUGCACUGGAAUCUUCUUGUGA